AAUGAACCCAAAAUCCAUGAUGGCCACACUGUAUGUGGGUGAUCUGCACCCUGAGGUGACAGAGGUGAUGCUUGCGGAGAAAUUCAGGCCUGCGGGACACAUUCACUCCGUCCGCCUCUGCAGGGACAGGAAGACCGGCUCCUCACUCGGCUAUGCCUACAUCAACUUUCAGCAUCAAGCCGACGCUGAGCGAGCAUUGGAAAUACUCAAUUUUGAGCUCCUCAUGGGAUGGCCCAUGCGCAUCAUGUGGUCUCAGAGGGAUUCAUCCCUGAGGAACACCGGCGUUGGAAACCUGUUCAUCAAGAACCUGGACAAGUCGAUUGACAGCAAGGCCCUUUUUGACACUUUCUCCAUCUUUGGGAAGGUCCUGUCAUGCAAGGUUAUGGGUUAUGAGAAGGGAUCAAAAGGCUACGGCUAUGUCCACUUCGAGUCUGCAGAGACAGCGGAUUUGGUGAUGGAGAGGCUCAACGGAAAACUGUUCAACGGUCAUAAAGUCUUCAUCGAGCACUUUAAGAUCCGUGAGGAGCGCAAGGCUGUGGAAGUACCCUGCUCCCAACUCUUCACGAACAUCUACAUCAAAAACCUGGAUAAAGACGUGGAUGACAAGAAGCUGAAAGACAUCUUCAGCAAGUUCGGUCUUGCUCUGAGUGUCCGCGUCAUGACAGAUGAGAACGGGAAGUCCAAAGGUUUUGGCUUCGUAAGAUUUGAGAGGCACGAGGAUGCACAGAGGGCUGUGGCUGAGAUGAAUGGAAAGGAGCUGAAUGGCAAGAAGGUGUACGUGGGCCGAGCACAGACUAAAGUAGAGAGACAGACUGAACUCAAUCACAAGUUUCAGGAGGUAAAUACACACACUCUGGCUUCUCUGCUCCAGGGUCUGAACCUCUACAUAAAGAACCUUGAUGACAGUGUAGAUGAUGAGUGUCUACGCAUGGAGUUCUCACGAUUUGGAACCAUCACCAAUGCAAAGGUGAUGAUGGAGAAUGGCCGCUCCAGGGGAUUUGGCUUCGUGCACUUCGCAUCUUCCCAGGAAGCCAUGAAGGCCAGGAAAGAGAUGAACGGCAGGAUGUGGGGCAGGAAGCCGGUGUACGUGGGUGUGGCUCAGCGCAAAGAGGAACGCCAGGCUUGGCUUGCCCAUCAGAACAUGCAGAGGAUGGCAAGCAUGCAGCUUAACACCAUACAGAACAUCUGCCAACCUGUGCCUUUUUUCUGCUACACCAUUCCUGAGGCUCAGAACCUGGCUGCCUACACACCCAGCCAGAUGGUCGAGCCCCACCCAGUUCUGUACUGGACCACAGCGCAGACCAUCCAGCUGCAAUGUGAGUAACAGCUGUCUGAUUGUAUUUGUAUAUCAGUGUUAUAU
Messenger RNA from Pangasianodon hypophthalmus (striped catfish), 1360 nucleotides. RefSeq names its product polyadenylate-binding protein 1. Gene Ontology annotation, cellular component: ribonucleoprotein complex. Gene Ontology annotation, molecular function: RNA binding. Lineage: Eukaryota; Metazoa; Chordata; Actinopteri; Siluriformes; Pangasiidae. Bases 2 to 1324 code for a protein of 440 amino acids. The record is from RefSeq and is a predicted model, not a curated record. The transcript has 9 exons.